This is a messenger RNA of Equus quagga, 1647 nucleotides long. RefSeq names its product anti-silencing function 1B histone chaperone (gene ASF1B). The transcript is spliced from 4 exons. NCBI's taxonomy places the organism in Eukaryota, Metazoa, Chordata, Mammalia, Perissodactyla, Equidae. Gene Ontology annotation, molecular function: histone binding. Bases 58 to 666 code for a protein of 202 amino acids. The record is from RefSeq and is a predicted model, not a curated record. Gene Ontology annotation, cellular component: nucleus. Gene Ontology annotation, biological process: DNA replication-dependent chromatin assembly.
GGGACCUUUAGGCGGGCUCGGCCCCGGCGCUGGCCUUAGCCGCGGCCCGGCGAGGCGAUGGCCAAGGUGUCGGUGCUGAACGUGGCGGUGCUGGAGAACCCGAGCCCUUUCCACAGCCCCUUCCGGUUCGAGAUCAGCUUCGAGUGCAGUGAGGCCCUGGCGGACGACCUGGAGUGGAAGAUCAUUUACGUCGGCUCAGCCGAGAGCGAGGAGUUUGACCAGAUCCUAGACUCAGUGCUGGUCGGCCCUGUCCCAGCAGGGAGACACAUGUUCAUCUUUCAGGCUGACGCCCCCAACCCGUCCCUCAUCCCCGAGACCGACGCCGUGGGGGUGACCGUGGUGCUCAUCACCUGCACGUACCAUGGGCAGGAGUUCAUCCGUGUGGGCUACUAUGUCAACAACGAGUACCUCACCCCCGAGCUGCGGGAGCACCCGCCCCUGAAGCCAGACUUCUCUCAGCUCCAGCGGAACAUCUUGGCCUCAAACCCCCGGGUGACCCGCUUCCACAUCAACUGGGACAACACCACGGACAGGCUGGAGGCCGUGGAGAACCAGGCCCCUGCCCUGGGCUGCGGUGCCGCCCUCAGCUGCACUCCUGUCAAGGGCUUGGGGCUCCCUGGCUGCAUCCCUGGCCUCCUCCCCGAGAACUCCAUGGACUGCAUCUAACUGGGGACCCAGGCCCAGCCUCGGCCCAACUGGCACCACGGCCCGUCUCCUGGCUCACUGGGAGGGGGUGGCCGGGCCUCCCGGAGAGUCCCAUGUGGAGGACUUAGGGCCGUCGGCUACAUCCAGGCUGGUCAGACUUGGCUCCGAGGAGGGAACAGGCCUCACGUCGCCCAGCCCAGCCCAGCCGGAUCGUCUCGCCUCUCCUGCCAGGCCUGUGAGAAGCGGGGGCUGCAUUUCUUCAUUCCUUCUGACUCGUGUCCUUUCUGUCUUCCACACCCACCGUCAGUUCCACCUGCAGCUCAUUGUGCCACCAUGCUCCCGUGAGUACCAUUGACCUGGAGCUCUUCCCACAGACCUCCCUGGCCUGCUUUGAGGCUUUCUUGGUCAAUGCCUGGCAAGGCUCUGGCCUUGUUGGGCCAAAGGCUCUGUCUUUCCUUUCCCUUCCCAAACAUCUGAGCAGAAUCCACCCAGCUUUCUGGAGUCUGGGACAAGGAAUCUUGGUUUGAAGGUGGACUUGGACACGAUUUCCAGCAUUCUCUCAAUGAUUUUUAGGUCUUUUCAAUCCAACAGCCCCUGGAAAACUCUGUUCCCAAAAGUGUGAUCAGCAGGAUGCUGAGGAAUGAUGGCUGACUUUCUCAGUGACAGGUACCCUCCAGUUGUGUCCUAGCUGGACCUGCCUUUCCCUGGCGGCUGCUGCUGUGGGGAGAUGGCAUGUUGGAGGGACCUUCUGUGCUCGCUCUGUCCCAGUGUUGGCCUCAGGCCCCUCUGGCUGCCUUGGUCUGCCGUCUGCUAAGCUCUCAGAGUGAUCGCGGACAAGGGAAGCCCCAGGGACCCUAAAGCCCCCUCCUGCCACCAUGCUCUCCGCCGCGCCCCACCCCCUUGCUGCUACAGGGUUGCUGUUGUGGUUGCAGUUUGUAUAUUAAAGGGUUUUUAUAUUAAAUAUGUUUGGUUGGUCUAAAAAUAAAAAGCACUUGAUGUAGA